AGGUUUGUAACAAACACUCAAAAGCUUCAUGAUCCCAUUUCUACAACUAGUGUCAAGGAACUUCUUUACAACGACCCUGUGCGGAGCAGCUCCUUUUUGACUUCUCCGCAGCAGUAUAUUCUAAGCCUACACGGACGUUCCAUUAUCAUGUUGUCUCGAAUUCGACCCAUCCCAUCUGUUUGUUGAGUUAGACGUGCUACUUUACAUCAACGCUUUUGUCCUUCCUAGCACGUGCGACGGAACACGAUGUCUUCGUCCCGCCACCAGCGGUACUACGAAGAAGAUCACGAGACGGAGAGCGGGAGCUACGGCUACGAGGAGGACUACGAAAACGAGGCGUACGAUCAUCGCGAGAAAAAUUACUACAAAAACCACGGCAAGUACUACCAAGACGAGGAGUCGUACGAAGACGAUGGCUCCUACAAUGGAUUCGAUCACGACGAAGCCUACGAUGACUACGUAGCCAGUGCAAAAAAUUGUAUGGUGCACCAUCAGUGAGAGUGACAGUGAGGAGAAUUAGAAUAGAUAAAUGGAUGUCAUAAGUAGUCAUACAUAGCGCGCCGGAAUGAGAAGAUUCCCUGAAAGGUGGAGCAGCUGCCAAUACUCGGGGCGCUCAGCCAUCAUUCAUUAGUGACGUUUCCUGCACGCCGCCGGAUGAUUGUUUUUUGCAUUCCUCGAACCUCUGAGCCUCGCAGGUGAAUAUCGCAUAAUUUCGUUCUGUAGCACGACACUGAGUGUAGCUGACCAGUUUUUGCACAAGCUCCAUAAGGAGAAAACUACUACGAUUCCGCCUAUCUUUCGCACCACGUCGGUGCCGAGCACUACCCCCGCGUCGCGGCCCGGCCGGCCAAAUCGCCCAAGCCCUUCCGAGCCAAGAGACGAGACGGGGAGGGCGAGGCGGCGCCGAAAGCCAUGCGACCCUCCAAUCGGCCCACGGGGGUGGAGGUGGAGCAGGAGGAGGAGGAGCAGGAGGAGGAGGGGAUUGAACUUGCGGAAGUGGUGCCGGCCGGGAAGCCGAAAAUACCUCGACUGUCCCCGGAGGGGGCGCGGGUAGCGAAAAAGAAACGGGGAAAGAAGAGGCAACAAGAAUGGGAAGACGAGGAGUUAUCGGUUAGAAAUACUGAUAUGUCUGGGCCUGGAAAAUUCUAGAGGAAUUUGUAUUAUCAUGGAGAAAAAGAGCGUGGUUUUCAUGACCGGCUUUUAAAGGGACAAUCUAUGUUUUCGUCCAAAAAGGCAGUUUGCAAUGCGAGCUACGGUGCACCAUGAGAAAAGGUCAAGAAAACCUGUCAUUUCAGACUCGUCGUCCACACUUCAGCAUCGCAGGUUUCCAGGCGCAGGCUAAUGUUUGCAGUGGAUAGCAGGAGUACGGCGAAGACGACUACGACGGGGAGGACUACGAAGACGCACGACGGGAAAGGCACCAGAAAAAACGCAAGCAGGGCCGGCGGGGACAUGGAGGAGACUCGGAAAACGCGUUCCUCAUCUUUGGUGCAAAUCCAUUGUACGUUGGGUUGGCGGGACUGAUUAUUGUGGGUCUGAUCGUCGCCAUCAUUGUCGUGGCCACCAGUUCUGACGAGAGCGAUUCCAGCACAGCCCCCGCACCGGCCCCCGCGGCAGGCAGUGGCAGUAGCAGUUCUCCGAGUCUUAUGGAAGUUCACAACUGCCGGCUUUCCUCGUUUUCCUUUUCGUCAUUUUUAUUUGUGCACCUACACGACCAACACGCCAGCAAUGAUGCAGCUUGCGCUUCUGUAAUAGCGCAAGUCUACACAUUGUUCGUGAAGUACCGGUCGGUAGUAUAGUUUCCGAAAGUUGUCGUGCUCGUGUGCACUGAAUGCAAAAAAGCAGCGUGUGGACUCGGCCUGUGGCAUGACAAACGUGCGAGGGUGAGGGGAGGUUGUUGUGCACUCUGAUAAGCCCGAGCCCAAGUACACCAUCUCCGACGCCAGCAGCAGCAACUCCGACCCCAGCAGCGACCCCAGCAACUCCGACCCCGACUCCGGUCGCCAAUCCCCCCGUGGCUGUAUCAAUCGCAAACCACAUCAUGAUCCUCGAUCUGGGAGGUCAUCCGCUAUGCAUCGGGAUACAACUACAGCGGCUAAAAAUAACGACUGUGUUUUCGUUCUAAAAAGCAUGCGAAACAUCAAGCGUUUGCCUUAGGACAUCUCGGUUUGAGGUUCCUUUGCCUUGUUUAUUGGUUUCCUUUCAUUUUGUUGAAUUGACGCCGUUUUUUCUGUACGGAAAAAAAGGAAUGAUAUCGCAACGUAGUCUUACUGAGGGGGGGGAGUAUGCAGAAAUUAAUCGCGUAGCCGCUGGGACAGUCGGAUUGCAUACGGCAAAAGCAAGUACUUUAGUAUGAUCAAAUAAGCGCACUACGAUUGAUUGUGAUUUCUCCUAGAGGUUGAUGUAGAUCGAUGAUGGAAGAUUUGCGCUGCAUAGCCCGGGAGCGGGUUCGACAAGGCGCCGCACUGGUUCUACAAGAGCUACUUCAUGUGCACCGCCGCCGAUGCGCCCGACGACAAGAAGUGCGCGCCAAGUGUUAUCCUACGUGGAAAUUAAUCGUGAUAGAUCAACAUCACGUCGCACAAUGCGCUUCCGAUAUAGAAUUUCUCCUCUUCGAAGUCCUUCAGUCUUCCCGACCGUUGUUGAGGUGGCGCGCGCUGUUUUGCAACUUUUCUUUGCACGACCGAUAAACUUUUGCAUCGACAGUUGUCCUUAAUUCUGCUUGUGCGCUCGCUCCGUCUGGUAAACAUUCGGUGAUGAAGAGACACCUAUCAUCGAAGCGCUGAGCUGACAAGACAAUGACAACAUUUUUGACUCAGCAGGUCUACACGACCUACUGUCUGCGGCUUCAGGCAUUUCUUGCGCAGAUAUUAACCCAUUUCUCGAGUUUAAGGAACAAAAGAAAGCGAAUUUAUACAGCAUCCACAAAGAAAAUGUAGAGUACUUUUCACUGAGGUGGUCUGCGGGGCGGCGAAGAUGCUGCGGAUGAUGUUGAUUCUACAUGAUUUUCAGUUCGAUACUUUCCGACUGGCCCGCCUGCGGAGGCUCUUGGCAUCCGGAGUAGAUCUUCUUGAAAGCGCUUUUGUUCUUUUGUGUGCGUCAUGCUCUGUGUCGGUUGCCCGUGGUUCUUAUGCUCUCUCAUGCGCAUGCAGCCCCUGGUGAACAUGAGUAUGUAUUCACGAAAAACAAAAAUCAUUUUUAGCACAAUCAAAAUCUAAGGUACUGCCAGGAGGCGGAGAAGCAAACCUGUUCCGCGAUGUAUUCCUUGCAAAUAUGUCUCGGUCGGGAAAAGUGCAAACUUGUGAUGCGUGUUGCGGACGAUCAUAUAAAAGUCUGUAUUGCAAGACUUCACAAAACUCGGCCAUUUCUGGCCAUGCUGCAACGGCCAUUUCGCAUGCAGAAGAGGCAGUAACAUGGGGCUGCAGAACGUCUCAUAGUAAGCCCUGCAUUCCUGACUUGGUGGAGCUUGGGAUGAUUGAAAAACUGCAUGAUAAAUCUGAAAAUUUUCCAGACUCACCAGACCUAUUUGCAUCGUUGAUACGAUGGGCACCGCGACGAUGAAGCCCACGCCGACGGGGGGGAGCGUGGGCGACAAGCUCGACUCUAUGGGUGGAUACGGGUUCAUGUGCCCGCACUUGAUGCUGGGUUCCUCCGAGCUCCUCGCGGCUGCCCGAGCCGACGGCCUGGACCCGGACGUGCACGCGUACGGCGUGGCCACGAUGGAUGAACUAAAAUGCGGGCAGUGCGCGGAACUGGAGAACACGGAGCCGAAGCUGAAGCUGGCGCCGAAGUUGACGGUGCAGGUUUUUAACACCGUGGUAUUACAAUGAAAAAUGCCCCCACGACCCCAUAGCCUGGUGACGGCAUUUGUAUUGCAAAACCUUUCCAAUGGAAACAUUCCCCAUCUUGCAUGUUUCAGCAUCGGAAACUUUUAAUUAUGCGGAACAACUACAAUUUGUGUUGCGCGAGAGCCCAGGAGCAGCCGGGCCUGUCAUAUAAAAAGAUGCCUGACUCGCCUAGAUUCUGCAUCAGAAACACUCAUGUAGUCCUUUCAUGCAAGACAAAAAGUUUUUCAUUUGGAAACUUUGCAUCGCAUAUUUUUGCAACGUCCGGGGUCGUGAGGGCAUUUUUCCUUAUGAUACGUGGCCGACCACGUUGAUGUCUACAUGGCCGGAGGCGGUUACGGGGCCCACAACGGUAUGCUUUGGAAGAAAAGCACUUGCAUGUUGGUGUGUUCCAGGGCGGAGUAGACGAUGCGCAGAAGCCGUGCGGCUUCUACCAGUAGCGACGAAAUAUUGCGGCAGGACCUUUUAUUUUCGCUAGACAAUUAUUUUUUGUCCCCAUGUGAGAUUCUUGGCUGCGUUUGUCUACUUCAAGAAAGAGAUUUUUGUAAAACUCGAAACUGGAGUUGUGGUUGCCUUGUUGUUGCCACAGAACCCAUGUUCUAUUCGUCACCUCUGCCGAACACGCCGAUAAAACUUGCAUAAUUUUUCUACUCCAUACCCGGUUGUUCGGAGUCCAACUCCCAGGUCAAGAGCGGCACGCCAAACACAGGCUAUUUCUACGAGAAGCACGUGUCGCAUAUGAGAGUUCACAUCUCCCCCUCUCCCUCAUUUGUGCCGCAAAAUACGAAAAAACGCACGUCUUGCCUCUAAACACUGUCCGCGUGGCGACAAAUGUUGGAUAAUUUUCAAACAGUACUACAAUUUUUAUCCGUGUCCAGAUUUGUUCUUGUCAUGCGGAAGCAACAUGAUUUCUGCCGUUGCUUGUGGUGCUACUCGAGCUUUCUAAAUGCGGGCGGAGGGGGAGUUGUGCACUCUCAUUGCGCACUCGGAAUUUAUGGACCACCUGAAUUCGCUGCCCGAAAAGGACAAGAUUGUGGGUCCGGGGAGUCUGGACCUGGACCAGGCCAUAUCAAAAUGAAAAAAUCCCCCACGACGUCUCCACAUUGAAAUGGAAACCUCUGUUGCUGAAUUUGUGUACACGAAUCUCCGGCUUUGUUGUAUUUUAGCAAGGGUCUGGAGGCAUUUUCAGAGCCUGUUUGGGUCUGUAGAAGGUUUUUAGAAAUUAAGUAGUACCAGACACCCUUCAUAAACAAGUACGCAAAAGUGCAUUGCGACAGAUUGGCUGUAGAAUACGGCAGAUAAAAAAUAAACCAGCAUCAUAACUUUGAGGUUGGAGAGGGGAGAUUUUUCCAUACGAUAGGCCAUUGCGUGGGGCGGGGGAAUUCGGGGCGGGAAGACUUACGCGGACUGCAUGCGCGCCUGCACGGACACAGUUGCUCAGUGCCGCAGCAGCUGCCAGCUCCCCAAGGCGGGAUGCUCGGGGAGCACCGAAUUCAUAUCACGUGCAAAAUUUUUGCUGCUCUGCGUGAUAGUACAAGAGCUGUGCGAGAAACAGACUAUGCUGGUGUCAAUCUGUGACGCAGCUGAAAAAAUACUUGCAACACAGUUAGACUUAGAUCUGUCAGGCCGGACAUUCUUGAGUAAAUUGUAAGUGAGAACCCCAGCGCUUGAUGAAAGGCACUGUCACAACGUAUAACUAGCGGCGCAGGACAAGCUUUUCUUUUAGUCAGGGAGAACCAACUACAGGUUUGUGAUGGUCUGUUGAUAUUAUUUGGUAUUUCCGGCCCAACAUAUCGAUCAAUAGCGAAACGAGGCUAAGCGCUGCCAGCUAACGGGAGCGACACCGCUGUAGGGGCAACAGCGCGCGCCGGGCGCGUGUUGUCGUUUCUUUGGCGUUGGGAGUUAAUCUCCACCCGCCUCGAUGCAUGGAUUAGCGAGCGCGCCGCAGCUGCGACGCACGGCAAAACGCAGCCGGCCGACAAUGCCGCCCUGCGUGCUCGCAGCGACCCAAGGUCGCUGCAAGCUGGUGCCGUGGCCGCAACUGCUGCGUGCUCGCUGGUCUGGCGUCGCCCAAUCCCCCAAAGCUGUGACAGCUAACCUCGCGCACAUGUCGCGAAUAAUGCCAGCAGCGGUUAACUUCUCUCAAACUGUUUCUCGGUGGCGAGGAAGAGGACACCAGCGAGAGCACAAGAAGUUUUGCCAACGUGCAUAAUUCUGCAUUCUCGACCCCAGCAGCUGCGAACACGCGUUCCGAGGACAUUCUCAGUACGUGACUGACAAGGCCAUCGAGUCCUGCAAAUGGAGCUUCAACCACGACCUGCACUGGAACCGUGACAUCAAAUACAAGGUGGUGGCUUGCCCUGCGAGUCUUGUGCAACUGACCGGGCUGCGCCCGGUUGAUCUGGCGCAGAGCACGGAGGCUGGGUUUCCGAAGGGAAUCGGGUUCGAGAAGGUAACAAUGACCACAACCAUGGAGGACUGCUCUGCCCCGACCUGUGCUUUAUCCGCUGGGAACAUAAUCUUCAUGAAAAAUCAUGUGUGACUCGUCGGGAAAAUGAAAAGUGACAGGUUACUAGUAGGGUGGUGGUGUAGUUCUAGUUGUUUCCUUAUGAAGAUUUGUUGCGAGGAUGUCCUCGUAGUCAACAUAGAAUUUUUCUUUAGCCGAGGACUUUCUUGAUGCCCCAUCAUUGUAGUCAUUGUUCUUGUUCUUCCGCGUCCGCCUCAACUACAGCCGCCACAGGCAUCCAGAAUCUUGCUUUUCUACUCCUUUUUCCCAGCACAUGUAAGUGCAACGGUACUCAGACAGAUUUUUCUCCUGUUGCAUACGCACGCACGAUGAACAACAACCUGGGCAAUUGGCAAUCGGGCUACGAUUCGUUGUACACUUGCAACGCGAUGUAUCCACAGGAAAUUUUCCGUACAACGGGUGAAAAUGCUGACACUGCAUGACAAGACGUGCUGUGCUCAAUCGCAUUGCGCAUGACAGGUUUUAUUUUCCAGGUUGGCAAGAAAUUUGUGAUGUAUUUUGCAGCAUGUCCUGUACGGCAAAGUUGUAAUGCAUACGAAGGGCGAGAAAAUGUUGGACGGCUACGCCCCAGCCAACACCUGCUCCGCGAGCCGGUGA
Messenger RNA from Amoebophrya sp. A120, 6969 nucleotides. The record is from the annotation of a GenBank genome assembly. Lineage: Eukaryota; Dinophyceae; Syndiniales; Amoebophryaceae.